Messenger RNA from Cygnus olor (mute swan), 520 nucleotides. RefSeq names its product HIG1 hypoxia inducible domain family member 1A (gene HIGD1A). Gene Ontology annotation, cellular component: mitochondrion. NCBI's taxonomy places the organism in Eukaryota, Metazoa, Chordata, Aves, Anseriformes, Anatidae. The record is from RefSeq and is a predicted model, not a curated record. Gene Ontology annotation, biological process: negative regulation of apoptotic process; mitochondrial respirasome assembly. The transcript is spliced from 4 exons. The coding region runs from base 155 to 442 and encodes 95 amino acids.
CGGGGCGGGCGGGGCGCGGUCGGCCAAUAAGAGCGGGGGGGGCGGGGCGCGGUGCCGGCCGGUGCCGGAGGUCGGGCGCGGAGCGGCGGCGGUCCGAGGGUUCGCGGGUUCGAGACCCGGCGGGGGCGGGAGGCUCCCCGUCCUUGCAGGCACCAUGUCGUCCGGUCAGGAAUCUGUGUUCUCCGAGUAUGAGGCGGAAAGCAGCCAGACGUCGAAGCUGCUGCGGAAAUUUAAAGAGACGCCGUUUGUGCCCGUCGGGAUGGCUGGCUUCGCCGCGGUGGUGGGCUAUGGGCUCUACAAACUGAAGCACCGAGGGAACAUGAAAAUGUCGCUUCAUCUGAUUCACAUGCGUGUGGCAGCCCAAGGCUUUGUCGUGGGAGCAAUAACGUGUGGUGUGCUGUAUUCAAUGCUACGGGAGUAUGUCAUAAAGCCCAAGGAAUAAUGGAAGAACCUAAACCUCUGUGCUGGUGGUGGCCUGUGUACUGCAGCUAUCAACUUAAUAUUGAGGGGUUCUUGAGGG